AUGGCACGACAGACGAGAAACGUGGCCACAGGCUUUGCCCAAGGUACCAAACCCUGGCUAGGCAUGUCAGGCGUUGCGCUGGAUGAGCCAGACUCCGAAUCAAGCAUCAAAUUCGCCGAGGAGCAAGCUUUUCUCUCCGGUGACGAAGCAAACGACGAUGACCGUCAACAAUAUACAGCAACUAGAUCAACCAUGCACAUUGGUUCGCCGUCGUCGAAAGCCAAGAUCACGGCACUUAUUCUCGUCUUGAUAGUUUCUGCACUCGCCAUUGCCAGUGCUGUCGUCCCGAGAUACGGCUCCAAUGGCAAUGCGAUUGACGAUACCAAGGCGAUACAGGGUAGUCACGUGGUGCUGAAGCCAAGUUAUAUCAUGAAGUCGCCCUGCGGAUCGACGGCGACAGAAGCUCGCCAACGCGGCUGCAAGUUUGACAUCAUAUCAUUUUGCUGGCUGCCGACCGAAUGCUAUGACGGCGAACUCUCGAGGGACUUUGACGCCAUGAGGACCUGGGAGUGGUUUCGGGACUCCAACAAAACAGAGCCUCUUUCACACGAGCAGAUCAUGACGGGCGAGUUUACGGGCUUGUACGUCAACUGGGAGUAUCACGUCCGCCACUGCACGGCCAUGUGGCAAAAGAUGCAUCGCGCGAUUCUUGGUCAAGGAAAAAGGGCGAUUGAUAGCUACAUCGGCGAGCUGCCUCAUACCCACCAUUGUGGCGAGAUGCUUUUGGAGCGCGGUGCUGCGUUUGAGGACAUCAACACCAUUAUCCUCGUCAAGUUUCCUGACUGCGGCAUAGCCUAA
This is a messenger RNA of Drechmeria coniospora, 798 nucleotides long. RefSeq lists its product as uncharacterized. The transcript has a single exon. The record is from RefSeq and is a predicted model, not a curated record. Bases 1 to 798 code for a protein of 265 amino acids. NCBI's taxonomy places the organism in Eukaryota, Fungi, Ascomycota, Sordariomycetes, Hypocreales, Ophiocordycipitaceae.